GGAAAGAAGAAAAAAACAUCGAAAGCAGCGCAGCAACGCCCGGAGGAGGAUUUUUCGGGACAUCAGUUGUAUGUUUGCUCUGCGUAGCGUAACCACAAGCGGAUCGACAGCGGCGGUAUCGUAGUACGGUGGAUCAGAUUCAUCCAAACGGUAGUAGCAGUACCUUUGUUCUACGGGUGAAAACCAGAUCCGGCUGCUGCUGCCUUUUUGUGUGUUGCCUCUUCAUUGCCCUUCGGUGCUGCGAGCGAGGGAAGUACUACUUGCCUGGAAGAGCUCUGUCCGCUUUGGAUAAGCGGGGUGUAGUUGACGGCAAUCAAUCGAAGGCAGAAAGUGAAGCACCACAAUUGAAACGUCUUCAUCUGAUAUAGAAACCGUUCAUUCGUGUUUACUUCUUACCGACCGACGACAUCAUUCAACGACGAAACUAACUUAAAAGGGUUUUAAUCAUUGUUACAGUUAGUAUUUAGCGAACGUAAAGUAGUUUGCAUAUGCGAGAGUGAAUACGAAAGCAGCUCAUACGAAACAGUGAAAGUGGUUAUCGAAAAGAAAAUAUAGUGAACGAGAAGAGAAUAAUAAUUUAUAAAUCGAAAAGAAAGGAGCCUUCAUCGUCGUAAGAGGGUAGGAGUGAAAGUGGAAUAAGGUUUUCUCUGCCUAGGGAUCCUAUUUUAACCUGCCUCCCUUGGUCCGGUUGUUGUCUGCUGUUUUCAUUCAGCUCGCCACGACGGAUCUAUCCGUGACGGAAGCAGACCUCCCGGAAACGAUACGACCUCGGCAGGAGCGAGAGGACAGCGUAGAACCGCGAGACGUCUAUCUUCAAUAUUCAUCAGCAAAUCAAAACAUGAAAAUGGUGUUGUCACAACGGCAGCGCGAGGAGCUUAACCAAGCGAUUGCCGAUUAUCUUGGAAGCAAUGGAUACACAGACGCACUGGAAGCAUUCCGGAAGGAGGCGGACAUGCCGAACGAAAUCGAGCGCAAGUAUGGUGGGUUGCUUGAGAAAAAGUGGACCUCCGUCAUCCGGCUGCAGAAGAAGGUGAUGGAGUUGGAGGCGAAGUUGUCCGAGGCGGAGAAGGAAGUGAUCGAGGGUGCACCAACGAAGGCAAAGCGCACACCGAGCGACUGGAUUCCGCGGCCGCCGGAAAAGUUUGCGCUCGCCGGACACCGGGCCACAGUGACCCGCGUCGUGUUUCAUCCCGUAUUCAGUAUGAUGGUGUCGGCGUCCGAGGACGCUACAAUAAAGGUGUGGGACUUUGAGACGGGCGAAUACGAGCGCACACUGAAGGGUCACACCGACUCGGUACAGGAUCUUGCAUUUGACUCACAAGGAAAGCUUCUCGCCUCCUGUAGCUCAGAUUUAUCGAUCAAGCUGUGGGAUUUCCAGCAGACUUACGAGUGCGUGAAGACAAUGCACGGACACGACCACAACGUAUCGUCGGUAUCGUUCGUGCCGGCAGGUGACUUUUUGCUGUCAGCGUCCCGUGACAAAACGAUCAAGAUGUGGGAGGUGGCCACCGGGUAUUGCGUCAAAACGUUCACCGGCCACCGGGAGUGGGUACGCAUGGUGCGAGUUAAUGUGGACGGUUCGUUGAUGGCAUCAUGCUCGAACGAUCACUCAGUCCGCAUUUGGCAGACGAAUUCAAAGGAAUGCAAGGCGGAGCUAAGAGAACACGAAAAUACGGUAGAAUGUAUCGCCUGGGCUCCGGAAUCGGCAGCAGCGGCAAUAAAUGAGGCAGCCGGAGCAGACAACAAGAAAGGCGCACAUCAGGGCCCAUUCCUGGCAUCGGGAUCACGAGAUAAAACCAUAAGGAUUUGGGACGUCAGCUCCGGACUGUGCCUAUUUACGCUGGCCGGCCACGACAAUUGGGUGCGUGGUAUCGUGUUCCAUCCCGGGGGCAAGUACAUGGUUUCAGCAAGCGAUGACAAAACGCUACGCAUCUGGGAUCUACGCAACAAGCGUUGCAUGAAAACGCUCUAUGCUCACUCACAUUUCUGUACAUCAUUGGAUAUGCAUAAAUCCCAUCCUUACGUCAUAUCCGGCAGUGUGGACACGACGGUCAAAGUGUGGGAAUGUCGCUAAGUCAGCCUCAGCGGGCAGUCUCCGGCAUCUUGUGGCAGCUUGGUUUGUUGUGGGUGUAGUGCGCACGCGGCCCAAUAACGCCCCCUUUUUAUGUUCGCUCUUCGACAAAGCAAGGCAAGACAAUAGCGCGGGAGAUGGCGUGACCACCCUCCUCUCGGUCAAUAUCAACUAUGUUCGAUGAUGGACAAGUUGGAUGAGAUUAGGUGAAGGGAUGUAUGUUGAGAGGAUAAUGUUGUGUUCUUGCAUAUAACGGCAGGUGAAUAAGAAAAGGAUGUUUCAGGAGAGAGGGAUCUUUUUAGUUCGAUAUAUUAGUUCAUUUUCAUUUUCACAUUUUACUCAAAAUGAUCCUACAGAGUUGAAAACAAAAAGUCGACGGAGAGAAUCGACAAAGGUGUGUGGAAUGUUACUAAUUUUCCUAUCGGGGGCGCGAUAUUGAACGUGGAAUUUCUGGGUCCGCUGAUUGAUGAACUUUUGUCCCAAUAUGUUUGCAGUUUGUUACUCAACCUAAAAUUCAUACAAAACCUUAUGCUAAUGGACUCACACGUAGGAGUACACAAAACACACAUACACAUAAAUACAAUAUAAUUAUUAGCAACAUAGAUUUACCAUAUGCGACGAUGGGUUAAAAUUUCUGAAAGAGGCAAUUGUGAAACGUUAAAAACGAGGAACAUCUGAAGGCGAGAAAGUGAGUGAAAUGUGAAAGAAGCAGAGCCAUUGCAAAAAUAGUGCAGAUUAUAUGAUAGAAUUUACAUCUUUUCCACUUUCACUCCUCGUAGGAACAGCAUAAGAAAAGCGAGCGAAACGUGAUCCACAAGAGCUGAAACAGCCCAGUAACAGAAGAAGGUAGGAUGGAAACGAAAAAAAAUGAUAAGAGGAUAGAGUUGUGUUGAUAAAACGGAAUUUUGUCGAUCAUUUGGUGUGUGUGUGUGUGGAAAAGGCGAAUGGCAGAUAUUACAUAACAAUAUUCUUACAAUUAAAGCUAUCGAAAACAGUCUAAAUCGAUCGAAACUUGUAAAUCGUAUCGAGGAGUGCAACAUCAGAUAAUGAAGGGAAUUUUGUGAAAAUGGAAUCGAUUAGUGAGCGUGCGACACGCUAAGUCAAAUUGAAACUGUGCCACCCCGCUAAAUAACCGCAAGUGCUCCGCUACCCCAAAAACGAAUACCAUCUUCGUGAACCGACCACCUCUGGUUUGACCGCUCAUCGAUUCUUCUCCGUCAAUGGUAAAAAGUGCGAGGAUAUUGUGUACACAGUCAGUCGGUGAAAAUGUUCGCGUGUUGUGCAUUGUUUUACAUGAUGGACCUGUACGGAUAUUUUGAGCCAUGAAAAUUGUCCCUUUCGGCUGAACAAAUCCCCCCUUUCUCCCAGUAAGGCAUUACUGAUUGCCGCUUGACAAAGAUGCGUGGAUGGUAGAGUAUCAUAUGCCACGAAUAAAUUCCUUACAACAGCUUUUGCGUAUUGAAAUUGUACAAACAAUUCGUUGCUUAUGCACAUAAAGUAUAGUUGUCAAAAACUUUAAAGGACAGUGGUUACCGUAAUCUAAUAUUUUGCUUACGUGUUUUGUCCUCAAACGCUUCAGUGAAUUUAACGAAACAGAGUAACGUUAGAGAGAAAAAACCAAACACCAAACGUGUAAAGUGUACGUGUUUCAUUUCACUUCUGUUUGGUAGACAUUUUAGUUUUCGUUUUUUACUGGAAAGAAUGCUAUUUCUAUUUAUAAAUCAAUCCGAAUUGUCGAGCCUUAAAGGACCAUAUAAAACUUCUUGUUCUGUUAACGUGUCCUUAGAAGUCUAGUAAUGAAACAUGUGAACUAAUGACCUAAAAAAAAGAUCCCUCCCUCCAUGAGCGAUUCCCCGGGAGGAGGACUUUGAUCAUCAUCUCGGUGCUCAUCUAUGAAUGAAUUGCUUGUUUUGUCAAGAUGCUGUUUGUACAUAGUGCGAAUAGUAGAAAUAGUUAGUAUGUUUUAAUGUGGACAUGAUCCAAUUGGUUAGGAUAAGGUAGAAUAACGUUGCACCGAGUCCUCUCGUUCCGGGCUUCUACAAAAUGUCAUCCUUAUAGACUAACGGAAGGAGCCUGUUGGAAAGGAACAAAUCGACUACGAAUAUACACAGACAACCAAACAGUCCAUAAUGUAAAUACUUUGUUACAGCACAAGCAUAACACUGAACUGCAUACACCAUCUCCAAAGCGCAUCCCCACGGUGAACCUCAAGAUCGACAGUAGCUCGUUAGAACAUCUUAACGUGGAUGCUGCUGCACUAUGGAUGAUUGAGCUAAAACAACGGAGCAAGAACAUACAAAAACUUGGCGAAGUUGGAUAUAUCCCCAUCUGGUCAAAUCUUUGGGACUGGGGCUAGGAAUCCCAGGCGCGCUGUUGUGGGAGUAGGAUGCAUGCGGGAAUGUGCGAGUGUGUGCAAUUGUUUCAUUCUAUUUAAAUUAUUAAACUAUUUCUUAUGCCCCAAUUAACAUACCCCUACACCAUUACGAAGCAACUGCAAAACAAUUAAUCGAAUGAUGGAGAUACGCGAACAUAGCAGCAAACAAAUAACAGUUAAAACUGCUAAAACUACUAUUAUUAUUACCUAUUAUAACUACUACGAAAUAUUGCCACCGUUGCAAACUACUUCUAGGAGCAACGACACUCAAGUGUGUUAAAUCAGGAUGUUGCAAGACCCUGAAAAGAUUAGGCAAGAACGCUCAAUACCAGCAUAAAACAGUGUAAUAGAUGUGUUCGAAAACACAGUUGUUGCCUGGAAUAGAAGAAUAAAAAAAAGGCAAAUUAUCUUCCUCUUACGUGUGGUUAAGAUACGACAAAGAUCGGUUAACUUUCGGAGGAUAUUUGCAAAGAAUGAAAGUGUUGGUUGGAAGAUUAAAUGCGUCGGAGUUUGUUGUCUUCUGAAAGCGUAGGCAACGGACAUGAUUUGGUUUUAUUUGCCUGCGGUAAAUAGAAUUUAUAAUCACCAACGACGAAACUGGAAAACAUCUUUUCUAGCUUUUAAAAGUGAGUUGCUAAUGAAUUGACUUGAAUUCGAGCAAAAGAAGAAAAGCAAGAGAGUAGGGAAAAGAACAGAGGAAAAUGAUAUGUUGGAAAUGAAGUGGACAGCAAAGAAAAACAAACUGUGCGUUAUGUGAAAGCAAAUGAAACGGGAUUAUAAUUUGAAGGAAAUAUAUAUUAAUACAUUGACAGUGAACGUAAGAUGAGA
This is a messenger RNA of Anopheles coustani, 5273 nucleotides long. It is a transcript of the gene Lis-1, whose product is annotated as lissencephaly-1 homolog. The record is from RefSeq and is a predicted model, not a curated record. Gene Ontology annotation, molecular function: protein binding. Lineage: Eukaryota; Metazoa; Arthropoda; Insecta; Diptera; Culicidae. The coding region runs from base 839 to 2074 and encodes 411 amino acids. The transcript has 7 exons.